Messenger RNA from Podarcis raffonei (Aeolian wall lizard), 955 nucleotides. It is a transcript of the gene KGD4, whose product is annotated as mitochondrial ribosomal protein S36. Gene Ontology annotation, biological process: 2-oxoglutarate metabolic process. Lineage: Eukaryota; Metazoa; Chordata; Lepidosauria; Squamata; Lacertidae. Bases 117 to 440 code for a protein of 107 amino acids. The record is from RefSeq and is a predicted model, not a curated record. The transcript is spliced from 4 exons.
CCGUCAAGGCCCCUCCCGUGGGCGGCGCUUCGCUAGGCCGCCGCCCGCUCCUGGAAGCCCCGGCCCCCGUCGGCGCGCACUUUCCCCUGCCUGGGCCGGGCAGGCGGGCGGUCACCAUGGGCAGCAAGAUGGCGGCCGCCAGUAGGGUCGUUCAGGUAGUGAAGCCACAUACACCCUUAAUUAAGUUUCCAGACAGAAGAAGUACUCCCAAACCUACAAUACAGGAGCCUCUACAAUCAAGAGUGCCUCUGCCUCAUGGUUCAGCCUCACAACUCUCCGCAGGAGGUGGGCCAUCACCAUCUACAAAUAUUUCAUUCUCCAGUAGAAUUCAAGGCACACCUGACACUUCAGAAUUAGUAAAAACGUUACCUCAAAAAUAUAGAAGGAAACCCAUGUCGGUGGAAGAGAUGGAGUAUAUCCAACGUGGAGGUCCAGAAUAACGAACAAGACUCCGGUUAGCUACUGGUGUACAACAAACUCUUAUAUUCACAACAAAGGCCUUCCUCACUCUCUGAAUGUUAUAAAAGUCUAAAAGCAAAUAGCUUUGUUAAAGGUAUUUCACGAGGGAUGAGAAGGUAAAUACGUCUUCAGAAAGUGGCGGUGUCCUAGAACAGAAGACCAUUCUGUUUUGAGUAAUUGUGACUCCACUUUAUACAACUCUACAAUUAAAAUUUUAUUUUAUUUGUUCUACUUAGCAAUAAUGGUUUUGUUAUCUCCUUUGUAGCUGUUGUCGAUACACUAAGGAAGAACAGCAAAAUCUUGUGGUGUUUUCACUGUUCAUGUAAUGCCUGUCUGGCAUGAAGGAAAGCAAUAUUUGUUUCUUCUCUCCAACAGCAUCAAUCAUGUCCUUUGGGAGAGUUUUUUUAAAGGGUGGGGGAGGUAAGAGACAGUAUCAAGACAGAACUUGCAGGUGUUAGUGGAUGAAUUGUAUUUAUUAAACAUCAGUUACAUAUUA